AUGUCUAUGUUUAAGCAAGUGGAUGUUUUCACAAACACAAAGUUCAAAGGGAACCCAGUGGCAGUAUUCUUUGAUGCGGACCAUCUCAGUAAGGAAGAAAUGCAACAGAUUGCGAGGUGGACCAACUUAUCGGAAACCACUUUCAUAUUGAAACCCUCGACGCCAGCGACCUCUUAUAAGGUUCGUAUUUUCACACCUGCUACAGAGUUAUCAUUUGCUGGUCACCCAACUCUUGGUACUUGUUUUGCUCUCUUGGAAGCAAAGCGGAUACAAGUCAACUCCAAAGGAUUAAUUGUACAGGAGUGUGGUGCUGGUAACGUUGAGAUAGAACCCAUUGGAAAUCUCGAAGAUCUCAAUUCAAUUGACUUGCAGUUGCGUGUCCCUCGCUAUGACUUCCACCAAGUGAGUGAUGAAGCCAUUGAAGAUAUUAGUCAACUGCUAGGGUUACCUAAAGAUCAAUUUGAUACUCCUGUACUUGUUGAAAUUGGGCCUAAAUGGGUUGUUGUUCGCUUAAAGGAUGGGCAGUCUGUUCUUGAUCUUGAACCAAACCACGGGGCAUUAACUGACGUUUCAAUAAAAUAUGGGUGGACUGGUCUAUGUACUAUUGGCCAACAUAAUGACGAAGGAACCAAAUGGGAAAUGAGAAACUUUGCUCCAGCAGAAAUGGUUCCUGAAGAUCCUGCUUGUGGAUCAGGGGCAGGCGCACUUGGAGCCUAUUUGGGAGUCCAUCAAAAGGGUGGUGAAGGUGUUUACCAUAUUUCUCAAGGGAACAAGAUCAACAGGGAUGCUCAUUUGGUGUCUACUGUUAAACCAAGAGUAGAUUCCGAAGGGUUUGAUGUUUUCGUUAAGGGUCAUGCUAUUACUACAAUUACAGGGUUUUACUAA
Lizanozyma spartinae is the source of this 885-nucleotide messenger RNA. RefSeq lists its product as uncharacterized. The record is from RefSeq and is a predicted model, not a curated record. Gene Ontology annotation, biological process: biosynthetic process. The coding region runs from base 1 to 885 and encodes 294 amino acids. Gene Ontology annotation, cellular component: cytoplasm. Gene Ontology annotation, molecular function: isomerase activity. The transcript has a single exon. Lineage: Eukaryota; Fungi; Ascomycota; Pichiomycetes; Serinales; Debaryomycetaceae.